Molecule: messenger RNA, 609 nt
Organism: Rosa rugosa (rugosa rose)
Lineage: Eukaryota; Viridiplantae; Streptophyta; Magnoliopsida; Rosales; Rosaceae
Exons: 1
Coding region: 1-609 (202 amino acids)
Source: RefSeq, a predicted model, not a curated record
AUGACAGAAACUGGCACAGACAACAAACCCAACAAGCGAAAGCGCCCGUGUCUCAUCGCAAUCGGAGUUUUCCUGUUUUUGAUUCUUCUAGUCUUCAUUAUCUGCCUCAUACUUGCCUUGACCGUUUUCAAAGCCAAACAGCCGAGAACCUCGGUCGUCUCCUCCAGCGUCGACGGCGUGGCUCAACGUCUCUCAUUCCCGGCGGUCAAGAUCGAGCUCAACAUCACCGUUGAUCUUGUAAUCCUAAUAGAGAAUCGGAACCACGCUAGCUUCAAGCAUGGGACAGGCAAGAGUUUACUGUCGUAUCGAGGAGUUCAGGUUGGAGAUGCUGAUCUUUACCCCGGCGAUAUUCCGGCGAGGGGUAAUGGUACGCUGCCGGCGAGGCUGACUAUGCAGGCGGAUCGGCUGGCGUCACAGAUGAGCAAUUUGGUCACUGAUGCAUUGAGUGGUGAAUUUGUUAUCGAAACAAAGUCAAGCAUUCCAGGGAGGAUUACGUUCUUGGGGUUUAUCAAGAAGCAUGCUGUUGCUGAAUCUGAAUGCCAAUUGACUAUUGGGUUUCCCAACUUGAAGGUCAAGAGUCAAGUCUGCAAAAGCAAGACCAACUUAUGA